Microsporum canis CBS 113480 is the source of this 1947-nucleotide messenger RNA. RefSeq names its product FAD binding domain-containing protein. The transcript has 5 exons. The coding region runs from base 1 to 1947 and encodes 648 amino acids. NCBI's taxonomy places the organism in Eukaryota, Fungi, Ascomycota, Eurotiomycetes, Onygenales, Arthrodermataceae. The record is from RefSeq and is a predicted model, not a curated record. Gene Ontology annotation, molecular function: FAD binding.
AUGUUUAGCAACAACUCAACCAUCCGUGGCUCGCGAGUUGCAUUGCCAUACGCCGCCCCCUUGCCCCGUAUUGGCCAGGGGUAUAGCGGUAGUGAGGGGGAUGAAAAGUACGAAGUGGUGAUUGUUGGUGCAGGGCCAGCUGGAUACACUCUGGAGCUGCUUCUCGCCCGUCAUGGCUUGACUGACCGAUCCUUACUCUGUAUCGACCUGAAGCCAAGGAGGGUGAUGUGUGGUCAGGCGGACGGACUGCAGCCCCGUACGCUGGAGGUCCUCAAGACUAUGGGUUUGGCCGAUCCAAUUCUGCAGGAUGGAUGUAAGCUCUGGGAGAUGAUGGUGUGGAAGCCCUCCAAGGACCAGUCUAUCGAGAGGUUUUCUAUUAUGGACAACAAAACUGGGCCUGCAAGAUACCAGCAGGCUAUCACCAUCAGUCAAGGCAUCAUUGAACAGAUUUUCGAGGAUGAUUUGUCCCAUUACUCGCAAAGAGGGGUCCAACGAAACAGCAAGCUGAUUGACGUAUCACUUGACGAAGAUGGCGACCCGGACUUUCCAGUCGUUGCGAUUAUCGAAACUAAUGGAGUGACACGCACUGUGCGAAGCAAGUUCCUUGUGGGAACCGAUGGAGCGCAUUCGACGGUCCGAAAAUGUAUGGGAGUUCAGCUCAAUGGAGAGUCUAUCGAUGAUUUCUGGGGAGUGAUCGAUUUUGUUGCAGAUACUGAUUUCCCUGACAUUCGGAGAUUCGGUCGAGUCCAUUCGCAUAAAGGCACCAUCAUGGUGAUUCCACGGGAACAGACUGUCAACGGGGAUUACUUGACACGCUUAUAUAUCCAGAUGCCGCAACAAGAUCUACCGGAGACCAACAGCCCUCCUAGCAAUAGCUCUGAUUCAAGGAACUCUCGCAAAAGCCGGAUUACAUUGGAAGGCAUCUUCCAGCAGGCUUCUAAGAUAUUGGAGCCGUACUAUAUCAGGCCCAAGGUAGAAGGGGAUAUCAACUGGUGGACAGUAUAUCAAAUUGGCCAGCGAAUAGCAAAUAAUUUUGCCAUUAAGGACUCCAAAGGAAUUGGCAGGGUUAUCCUCACGGGAGAUGCUUGCCACACUCAUAGUCCAAAGGCCGGACAAGGUAUGAACAUAUCCAUGAUGGAUGCUCACAACCUGUCGUGGAAACUUGCGUACACGGUCCAUGGACUCUCCCCUAACUCUAGUGAUCCCGGAGUGCUGCUCAAAUCGUACGAAGUAGAGAGAUACAGUAUCGCCCGGCAGCUAAUCGACUUUGACAAGAAAUAUUCCUCUGCGUUCUCCAAAAGAACAGCUGUUGGAGAAGAAAAGGAGGUUGAAACCACAUUGAAACAGAGUUUGGAAGUAUACGAAGAGUCAAUCGCUUUUGCAAGUGGUUGUGGAGUUGAAUACCCUGAGAAUGAUCUAAUCGAUAGAACAUUUCCAGACGGUUAUCAAGAUCCAAUUAGCGGAACGGAUUACUUCCAUGGAAUUUUAAGACCAGGAAGACGGUUGCUAAACGUAGUAAUGAGGAGAUUUGCAGAUGGCUUUCAUCGAGACUUACAGGAUGACCUCGUCUCGAAUGGUCGCUUCCGCAUCAUCUUUUUAGCCUCUACGGAUCUAUUAGAUCCUAAUGGAACUUCAGCUCAAACUGUGCGCUCAAUCUCGGCCAUUCUUCCGUUUUUCCCGGCUUCCGUUAUUGAAGUUAUAGUGAUACACCCUCAGCUUCCGCGAGAUUUUAACUGGACUUGCCUUCCUAAGGAAUUGAAGCAAAUGUCCGAAAUGAGAUUCUACAGUGGCUACGAACCUGAUGAUGCCUAUAGGAUAUAUGGGGUCAACCCGACGGAUGGUGUGCUUGCAGUUGUGCGGCCGGAUGGUUGUGUCGGGGUGAUUUCUAGAAUCGAUGAUAUCCUACGGUUGACAACUUACUUGGAGAAAUGCAUAAAAAGACUAUGA